Messenger RNA from Venturia canescens, 5847 nucleotides. RefSeq names its product Uncoordinated 115a (gene Unc-115a). The coding region runs from base 557 to 3007 and encodes 816 amino acids. Gene Ontology annotation, molecular function: actin filament binding. The transcript has 15 exons. The record is from RefSeq and is a predicted model, not a curated record. Gene Ontology annotation, cellular component: actin cytoskeleton. NCBI's taxonomy places the organism in Eukaryota, Metazoa, Arthropoda, Insecta, Hymenoptera, Ichneumonidae. Gene Ontology annotation, biological process: lamellipodium assembly; cytoskeleton organization.
UCGAGCGACGUAUCGUUUCUGCCCCCUCUCAACAGCCCCGAUCGUUUCUAUAUGUUACAAUAACACUACUGUGUGUACUUUAGCACAUAGAGGCGCAAAAGUCAGUCGAUUAUCGUCCUCGCCGUUCGAGCGUCGGUGCUCUUCGAGCUGUGCGUUGAGCCGCAAACGAAUAAAAACACACACGCGUACACAAAGGAAAUAAACGAUUCGCGGAGUAUUUUAUUUAUACGGACUGAGCACACAUGACGUAGAAUUUUAUCGAAGAUAAGAAACCGCGCGCCGAGGUGCUCCGAGUACGAAAUAACGAAAGUAAAAAAGAACGAGCUCGUUCCAGCCAAGUUUUACAACACGGUAGACCGGGACGCCUCGUAACAGCGCUAGAAAACUCUUUUUCGCAUUACUUAUUUUUCUAUCUCGCGGUACGUUUGUCAUUCGUUCGCUUCGUCGUGAUAUUAUCCUGCUUGGAAAAGGGCUCGAUAACGGGGUCGCCGAUUAUUGGUCAUUUGUCGAGGGAGAAAAACGGCGAGGGGGGAGAGGAUAGAAAAAGGAGCUCAGCAUGCGUACGAAAAAAAAGACUUUAUCAGCCGGAGAAAGUAAGGGGGUCAAGAACGAUCUGCCCGACUCGGAGGCUCUCGAGCAACAGCCCAAGAAUGGAAAAAAGGUGAAAACGUUUUGCCAAAGUUGCAAGAAAAAAUGCAGCGGUCAGGUGCUCCGGGUCCAGGACAAAUAUUUUCACAUUGGUUGCUUCAAGUGCGCUCAGUGCAAAUCGAGCUUGGCCCAAGGUGGAUUUUUUCCACGUGACGGUUCCUACUAUUGUACGAAGGAUUAUCGAGAACGUUGGGGUACCCGGUGCGCCGGUUGCGGUGAAUACGUCGAGGGCGAUGUCGUCACGGCCGGUGACAAACAUUCGUUUCAUCCGAAUUGUUUCCACUGUCAGAGGUGUCGACAGCCUCUCCUUGGCGAAGGAACCAAAGUGACCUUGGUCCAAGGUCAAGCCCUUUGCCAUCGCUGCGUCGGUAUUCCCGUACGAGAAGCUUCGACUCCUGUGUGCACCAAUGAUCACAAUCGUGGAACGGUGGGAAAUGCGGGUUCGACGGAUCCCGGUGCAUGCGCUGGAUGUGGUCUACGAUUGCAGGAGGGUCAGGCGCUCGUAGCACUCGAUAGGCAGUGGCACGUAUGGUGCUUCAAGUGUCAUAGCUGUGACACCGUUCUACAUGGCGAGUACAUGGGAAAGGAUGGAGUGCCUUACUGCGAGAAAGAUUAUCAAAAACAGUUUGGUGUGAAAUGUGCGUAUUGCAGUCGUUACAUAAGCGGCAAAGUAUUGCAGGCAGGUGAGAACCAUCAUUUCCACCCGACUUGUGCACGAUGCACAAAAUGUGGGGAUCCAUUCGGGGAUGGAGAAGAAAUGUAUCUUCAGGGAGCGGCCAUAUGGCAUCCGCGAUGUGGACCCGGGCCAACCGGACCAAACGGUGUCGUAAAUGGUCAUGGACAUGUUGCGGAGCCUCACACUCCUCAACAUCGUGAAUCCGAGCGCAUAUCAAGCAGCGCUUCGGAAAUGCAGUUUUCGAUGCGAUCACGCACUCCAAGCCUGAACGGAUCGAUAUGCAGUCCUUACAGCAGCCUCAGUCGCAAGUAUUAUCCAGCCAGAACCGGAAGCCCCGGAUUGAUUUUACGGGAAUAUGGACGCGGAGGAGCCGAGGACGUAUCGAGAAUUUACACUUACUCUUAUCUUACCGAGACACCUAGUCAAGGAUAUCUUCGACGUCCGAUUCAACCUUACGACAAACCACCGACCAGUCCACACUUUCAUAGACCCAGCUCAUCACGCUCGAUAAGAAGCAGCGGCGGACGUAGCAGUCGUUCAGGAAUGAGGGCUCUCGUCGAUGCUCUCAGCGAAGCGAGACCAAAAUCUCCAGCUGCCGGAAGCCAGGCCGAUAACGACGAACCAAUUGAAUUAGCACACUAUCCCGAUGCAAUGAAACCGCCUCCUGGCUCGAAACCACCCAUCGAGAGGGACGAUUUUCCCGCACCUCCUUAUCCUUACACCGAUCCAGAAAGACGUAGACGAUGGUCCGACACUUACAAGGGAGUACCUGAAUCUGACGACGAGGACGAGGUCGAUCACAAAGGAUAUAUCAAGGAAGUUGAGCAGAAACUGAAAAAAGAGCACGACGAAUUGAGCAAAAUCGACACGGGAAUUGCUAAAGUAUUUCUACAAGACAGAGAAAAGGAUCGCGAAAAUUUACGACACCGAGCGGCGAACGUGGAUCCGAGGAACGCAUCGAGAACACCGUCGGCAGCGCGAGAACCGACUUACAGACUUCGCUACGAGAGCCCCGUCGGAGCUUCUCCCUCGAGAAAUAUCGACCAUGCCCGACCUUGGGAGGACGAGGAUGGCGUGAGUUAUAAAUCCAGUACAGGACCAAGUUACAACGUUGUGAGCUCACUUCGGCACAUCCCGAAGCCGGGAUACGGUCUGGCACCGCGAAGUCACACCUUCUCCUCAACCGGGGGUUCCGUAUCUGCUCUCCCUGGUGAUUACUCGUUCAGCGGAAUGGGCGACAAGACGCACAGCACAGAUUUUUCUUCUGGCAAAUCUGACAUAUCAACAGGCAGCAUCACGGAUGUGGACCGGCGGGCACUGGUAUGUACGACAACUGCCCCCUUCUACUCCCGGCGAAUUAGCAUGAAUGACGGCGGAAUUUUACCAUCGUCGACAACGUACACCGGAGGUCUCGGCUCUGUCGUCGGCGGAAGUCACGGUCAUCACGUCAGACGCUCGCUACCGGAUAUGGGAGCAGCACCCACCGAGCCUCCCAAACUCUAUCCCUAUCACUUGCUCGUUAUAACGAACUACAGACUCCCGGCUGACGUGGAUCGUUGUCAUCUCGAGCGUCAUCUGUCGGACGCCGAGUUCGAAUCUAUACUACAAUGUAAUCGUUCGGAAUUUUAUCGGCUGCCCCAAUGGCGUCGUAACGAAAUCAAGAGACGUGCCCGUUUGUUUUAAGUCAGGAGGAAGCAGAAAGAGGGAAGAAAAAAAAUGUUAACAACAACUGCCGUUUCUAUGUAUAAUUUCGAUACACCAAAAUGUCACCCAAUUCCGUCGUGCCCGAAAAAUGUAAUUCGGUACAGAGUGCGCGCGUGUGUGGGCGUAUGCGUGAGUGUGUCGUGCGUGCGUUACAUUCCCCCACAGAACAAAAAAGUAACGAAAAAACCGUAGUAAAAGAAAUGAUUGCUUGAGAAUUGGCAGUCUGUGCGGAGCGAAGAGCAGAAAAAGCAAAAAAAUCGUAACCGAGUAAUAACACACAAAACACACUUAUGACAACUGUACUAAAAAGAGACACGCACAUUUUUCGUUGUGCGAAUUCUCAAUUACCUACAAAUAUCAGUCGAUUACGAGUUUCAAACUAUACAAAUGUUUCGAUGUUAAACGGGGAAAGACGAUUGUGUGUGUGUGUGUGUGUGUUUUUCCCAAAUGAUUUCGACAACGAAACCAGACAUUUCGUGAAUUAUCCUGAGGAGGCAGACAGCAGUCAAAAGUCACUGCCACGGUUAUCCCGUCUAUGAGAGCUCUGCUCUCAUUUUUCUAACCAUUUAUCUCGAGUUUCUUUUUACUUUUUGUUAUUCAAGUUUCGAUAAAAAAUUCUCUGCUUUUCGCGCGAAUCAAAUAAAACGUACUCACGUGGAUUUUAAAAGCCCAUGCGCAUUGCAAAUGCUGCUCCGCGUACAGUUAAGUAAAACAAAAUAAUGAAAAAUAUUCACCAUCUCGUUGUUACGAUCGUCGACUAUCGGAGCUUAGUUUUAAUUGGAUGCUCGAUAUUAGGGGAUUAGAUUAGUUCAUUGAAGAAGAAUUUUAAAUUUGGCUUAUUUCAUUGUACAAACGGAAUCGUUCUCCUUUCCCCUCCCUUGAAUAUCGCUCCUACAAAAUUUCUUAUCUUCCUCGAUGAGCCGUGGGUACAAGGGUAAUUCGUACUAAACGAUUAAGUCUAAGUUCGUUGAAUUCUUUCGCCCUCUCCCUCUUUUUUAUUCGUUACUCGACAUUGUUAAAAUUUUUGUUAUUUUAUUAUUUUUUCCCCCUUUUUUUUAAUCUGACCAAUAUUACUUGGGCUCGUUUAUAUCGAAGGAUAUAAAUCGUGUAAUGAGGUCAAAUGAAAAAGCAUGAUUAACCACAUUUUUACGUUACAAAUAAUGUAAAAGAAAAUGGAAACAAUGGCAAAAGACAAGGAUCGUCGUCGUUAGCGUGACCCUACGAACAGUUGCAUUCUCAGCAGAGUGUGGAUGAACGAUUGUAAAUCGACGAUUGAAAAAGAAGUGAGGAGAAAGGAGAAAAGACGAAUGAUAAAAAGCAAUUAUAGUUAAGAUAAAUAUAAAAGGAUCGAAAAUUCUUUGAGUCUCUAAAAGAGUCGUAUGUGUCCUACGAAGAGAACCGAAUGAUGCACGAUACGAGGGAUUAAAAAUCAGCUAUCCGGCAACGCUAGAGUAUCUUCAAAAAAACAAAGCUACUAUUUUUUGGCCAUAAGUUUGAUUGAUUAUAUUCUUGCUACAUUUUAGAGUAAAUAAACAAAAAAAAAGAGAGAGAGAGAAAAACCAAUGAAAUAGAAAAAAGGGUAGAUUACCGAACCGAGAUGCAAGGUGACACGUGGGACAAUUUUAUCCGGAAGGAGCACAAUGUCGUGAAAGUUUAUUAAAACAUCUACGAAGCUCCAUAAUAUCUCCGCAUAAUGUAACAUUACGAAAAGUGAAUAAUGCCAGCGCUUUCAAUUUAUUAUGACUCAUUAUAUCAUUAUCAUUACUAUUAUUAUUAUUAUUAUUAUUAUCGUUAAUAUUAUUAUUAGUUCGCGGACUCCACUCGCUGAAACUGGAAUUUUCGUCUGUGGUACAUGCAAUACGAUAGUCAUAAUAAUCGCGAUGAAUAUGCGGAUGAUAAAAAAACACGUUUGCUGAACUUCAUAUUGGGGGUGUUGCGAACCAGAAACUUUCGAUUCCUCUACUUUCCUUCCCCUCUGUCCUGCCCCCCCCCCCCCCCACUCGCUCCCUCCCUUCUCCCCCCCCCCCAAGUCAUGUGCCUAUCGAUAAAUGUCAAUGCAUAAUAGACAUUUAACGCACUCUUUGCAGAAAAAUCGUUAUACAUAAUAUUAUAUUAUACUAUUACUAUAUAGUAUAUAAUCGUCGAAGUCUCAUAGCGUACGAUCGUACGAGCAAACGAAAAAAAAAAAAAAAACAAAAACAAAAAAGAGAGAACUAAUCCGAAAGAUAGUUUAACGAGUCUUGUAAGGGUCUCACGUGCAUGAACGUGGUUUUACUGCAAGUAUAAACUUAAUAAAAUUUGCUGUACGAGACUGGAGAUAUGUAAUGGCAAUUUUUGAAUGGAGAAGAAAAAAUAGUUUGAAAUAAUGAUUUCAUAGAUGACGACGAAGGUCGAACAUAAAAGACAAAAUGGAGCGUGAAACCUUGAAGUCUUGACAAAUGUGUUCCAGAAAGAGUAUUCACUGUUUUUCGUAUUAUUUCGAACGGUUUUUAUUUCUCGUUCGAAACUUGUCUGUCUGUGCGAGAUUUGUCUCUCGGUGAUCAAAACGCCAGCGCGAUUCAGCCUCGAAUGCAAGAGACCCGCUAUACGUAUAUUUAUAUUUGUUUGUAUGUUCUCCCGGUUUAUCGCUACGAACGUACACAUUUAUAUAGAUUUAUGUAUGCAUAGUCUCGCUGAUUAUUAACGAUUAAAACCAAUGUUAAGGUUUUCAGUUGUAUAAAGCACACACCGCUUUCGCUAGUCCAUAAAUUUCAAUUAUAAAAUGCAAGAGAAACAACAACAGCAACAGAAAAAUAACAAAAAUAAUUAUGUCAAAGAAA